GGGUUUUUAGCUAAGCUGUGCCAUCAAUUAAUACGUGUUAGUAAUUAAAAAAUUUCUAGUUUAAAUGUUUUUCUUGUUGUUAUUGCAGUAAACGGCACUGCCGCUAGUAGUCGCUGUUUUGAUGUAAAUAGGGGUUUCAGCUGUUUUCCUGGUGACAGCAGGGGCAUGACAACGCCGACAGUUACGGCCCUUCUUCCAUUCAAGCUGUCUGUAAAACAUCGACAAAAAACACCGUCUGCCUUAGGACUUCUAGGUCUGUGUUUCGGGAAUUUAUGCUUUAUGUGCCACUGGGAGCAGAAGCAGCAUGGCAGAUGACAAAGAUGUGUUGAGAGACGUUUGGUUCGGCCGGAUCCCCACCUGCUUCACUCUGAACCAAGAUGAGGUCACUGAGAGAGAGGCCGAGCCCUACUAUCUGCUGUUACCCAGGGUGAGCUACCUGACCCUGGUUACAGACAAGGUAAAGAAACACUUCCUCAAACUGAUGAAGACUGAGGAUGUGGAGGAGAUGUGGUUCGAGUAUGAAGGAACACCACUGAAAUGGCACUAUCCAAUUGGAGUUCUGUUUGACCUCCAUGCCUCCAACACUGUCUUACCAUGGACCAUCACUGUGCACUUUAAGAACUUUCCAGAUCUUGACCUGCUCCACUGCCCGUCUAACUCUGUCAUCGAGGCUCACUUCAUGUCCAGCAUCAAGGAGGCUGAUGCCCUCAAGCACAAGAGCCAAGUCAUCAACGACAUGCAGAAGAAAGACCACAAACAGCUGUGGAUGGGCCUGCAGAACGAUAAGUUUGACCAGUUCUGGGCCAUAAACAGGAAGCUGAUGGAAUAUUCCACUGAGGAGGGAGGAUUCAGAUACAUCCCCUUCAGGAUAUAUCAGACCAUGAGCGACAGGCCAUUUAUCCAGAAACAGUUUCGCCCCGUUUCACCCGAAGGCAACGCGCACACACUUAGUGACCUGCUGAAAGAGAUGUACCCAGCUGCAAUACCAAAUGAGGGUGAGCAGAAGCGUUACCAGGUGGUGAUCCAUGGUAUCGAGCCACUGCUGGAGACUCCUCUGCAGUGGCUCAGCGAACACCUCAGCCAUCCCGACAAUUUCCUGCACAUCUGCAUCAUCCCUGUCCCCAGUGACUGAUUCCAGACCUACCCCGCCAUCGCUGUCACCGUGACAACUGAUCGACCGACCAGCCUGCCCACCAGCCAGCUAGAUGUCACCGGAGAUGGUGGCGCUUCACAGUGGAAACUCUUAGCUAACAGACUCUUGAAGGAGAUAACAAAUGAACAAAAGAUGUGAAGGAGGUAUUUAACAAACCUCCUCUUCCAUCUUAUUGUCUGUUUCUACUCGUUGUACCACAACUACUGCUCCUGUUUUCAUCCUCAAGUCCUAUAAACAGGUUGUCUGAGGGGAAAGCAUCUUUCUCUUCUGCUCCCAAAUGAAGAGACAUUUUUACUAGUAAAGGGAUCUCUAAUUUUCUUCUCUGCUGUCUUGUAUCUUUACCUCCUCCUCCUCUAUUUUGCUCUGAACAAGCAAACAUCUCCACGGGAGGAGAGAAGGUGAACAGAUCCUUCAUUUUUUCUGCCCCGACUUGUCCAAGACAAAGACUGUUCUGUCGACAGGGAGACAAGUUUGUCUGGGCAGUGGUGUACCCAGUCCUGCAGAAGUUGCCUUAGUUACUACAUUUGUGUAUUUGUAUCCUUACUGGCUUUGCAAUAAUGUUUGAACAUAGACAGACUUACCCUGAGUUUACUUCACAGUGUGCAAACAUCUCCAGAAACUCUCCUGGUAGUGGUUGGAUUUCUCAAAUUAACAAUUUUUUUGGCUUCAUUUGACAAAGUGAGCGUGAGUAAGGAGACAGCAAGCUGCUGUGGAGGUGUGAGGGCAGUGACCAGUGGUCCCAGUACACACAGGAGCUGGUCUGCACUGAGCACCUUCUCCAGUCUCUGAAUCGGCAUCAAGAGGAAUUUCAGUUGCAUACAACUUCAGUCUAACUUUAAGCAGCAGUUAAUAAUAAGGUGAAAUUCUCUUUAACCCUUAAAACCAAACAGAUAAUGUCAAAAUGAGGUGGUGUUUAAACUGAAGUUCUCUUUUUGACUUGUUUUGUUGUUUACUGCAGAUAAUAGAUAUGGGGUUUUCACUGGGUAAUUUCGAGAGUCAUCAAGCUGUUGAUGAGGCAACACAUUUUGUGCAGGAGUCAUGGACAAGAAAACUUUUACAUGUUUUCAGUAGCAGGUGUUGAUUUGGCUCCACACUGUUCGACUGGGUUACUGUCAUGUUCAGCUCCACCCUGGUUGUCUGCUGCUACCAAACUUAAACGAGCAUCUGGUUUUGUUUCAUUUUAAGAGCUUGGGUAAUGAGACAGCAGGCUAGAUUAGCAUCAAGUCUGCAGGCUGGUUUGACUUGUCCUACAUGUGCUCUCCAUGCCAAAUCACACAACACUGUCUGUACGGUAGCCUCGCCCCGACUGGAUCACUUUGCUCCCUGUUGAGAUCACAAUGAAUCAGUCAUCAUUCUUUGUUUACAUUGUGCAUCAGCAUCUCGUCUUUAUUUUGUUUUGUUUUGGUUUUUUUUACAUCUGUUCACACUGAAAUAAAAUUGCAUUAAAGCGCCCAUCUGACAUGUUUAUCCAGAAUGACUUCAAAUAAAAGUGACUUCAUUGAGACUUUUCACUGAUUGUGAAUACAAAACCUGCACAUUAUGUGUUUUAAAUAUACUUUUUACAGCACCCCUCUGAGAAUAGUGAAGCCUGAAUACAGUUUUUUACUCAUUGUGACUUUAUCUACUCAGCCAAAACACAUUCCAAGUUACAGUACUUUUGGCUCAGCUGAGUGGGACAACUCUUCAGAUUCUUUUAUUUUUUUAGCACCAUUAAGUAUAAAAUGUUGGCUCUUCAAGUUUUGGUCUUUUCAUGAGAUUACUUGCUAAGAGAAAUACACCACUACCCUAAUCAUUUAAAGAGCAUCCUUCACAUGAGUUUAUUCCUCCCUGGUUCAGAGGAUAGUGUUGGUCUGGAGCUCUGCCAAGUAGUAGAAGUGUCUGACUGGGUUUUUGGGUUGGAACCAUGAGAGGUGACGGCAUCAGCUUCCCUCACCCUCCCUUUAUUCAACUCAUUAAAAAAAAACAAUACCCUCUUUGGCUUAUGUAUUUCACUGCACUCAGCCUCCCUCUCUCUCUUCAUCUCUCCUGGUUAUUAUCUGUUGGCGUUCCAGCUGCUGCGAGUGAGACCACUAAACUGGCCUGUGAGACAGGCCUCAGGCUGCUUCAUCACUCUGAGCGAGCUCAGCUUCACAGAACUAAACUGCACAGUGUGCGUGCGUGAUUAGUGUGUACAUGAUUACAGACAUCGUUUAUA
This is a messenger RNA of Monopterus albus (swamp eel), 3347 nucleotides long. RefSeq names its product ATG5 autophagy related 5 homolog (S. cerevisiae) (gene atg5). Gene Ontology annotation, cellular component: phagophore assembly site membrane; cytoplasm; Atg12-Atg5-Atg16 complex. Gene Ontology annotation, molecular function: Atg8-family ligase activity. Gene Ontology annotation, biological process: piecemeal microautophagy of the nucleus; autophagy of mitochondrion; protein lipidation involved in autophagosome assembly. The record is from RefSeq and is a predicted model, not a curated record. The transcript has 8 exons. Lineage: Eukaryota; Metazoa; Chordata; Actinopteri; Synbranchiformes; Synbranchidae. The coding region runs from base 305 to 1132 and encodes 275 amino acids.